Rhizopus microsporus ATCC 52813 is the source of this 244-nucleotide messenger RNA. RefSeq lists its product as uncharacterized. NCBI's taxonomy places the organism in Eukaryota, Fungi, Mucoromycota, Mucoromycetes, Mucorales, Rhizopodaceae. Bases 37 to 192 code for a protein of 51 amino acids. The transcript has a single exon. The record is from RefSeq and is a predicted model, not a curated record.
UGAGAGUUCGAUCUUCAUAAGUAGGGCAUACGUAACAUGAACCUGGCUGAUAGGCUGAAAAUGCUGCCCAAAGUUAUGUCCUUGAUCAAGGCCAUCAUUUCUAUUGUUGCUUCUCAAGAUAAGGGCUAUAUCACGGAAACUUCUAUCGCUAUAUACGAUAGGAAUGACUGCAACAACUUCUUCCAUUGUUGACAAGUUGUCAAUGCGUUUAUCAUCUUUUUGAUUAGCCUCGUUUUCAUCGUCU